Messenger RNA from Poecilia reticulata (guppy), 2815 nucleotides. NCBI's taxonomy places the organism in Eukaryota, Metazoa, Chordata, Actinopteri, Cyprinodontiformes, Poeciliidae. The record is from RefSeq and is a predicted model, not a curated record.
AAGCCGGAGUGGAGAGAAACACAGACUUUGCAAUGUGAGGUCGGAAAAGUGUGCGAGGGUAGAAAAAAAAAACAAAAGAGGGAAUAGGUGGUAAUGCCAGAAGGGCUGCAGACUGUAGACCGUCUAGGAAUCAAGCAGGUUCAGAAGUGAAACUUCUUCACAGCUGAAGUGGUUAUUCUGGGGCCAGGCCAAGUUGAUUGUUUGGCUCCUUUGAUCCAUGCGGCCUGACUAAGCUGGACAGGUGCUCAGCUUCAGUACUCAUCUAUACCUCCUGCAGCUAUGGAGAAACAGCUGGAAGAGCUGAAGCAGCAGCUGGAAAAACAAUGUCGGAUCAACCAGGAGCUGCAGAGGCAAAAUAAGGACCUGGAGCAACGGCUGAAAGACAAAGAAAAACUUUUGCAGGAGCUGCAGAGCCAGUACCAUGAUCUUGAGUUUCCCUCCCAGACUGCUAAUGAAACAGAGCCUGAAUUCAGGACGAGUCGAGCUGCCGUUAUGGCCCCUGAACCAAUUCCAGAGAAACUGGAAAUUUUAAGCAACAUGGUUAAGAAGACUGCCAGUGAGACAAAUCUUAUUGUUAAAGCCAUCCAGAAGAACGACUUCCUGAGCCGCCUAGACGAUGAGCAAAUAGCCAUGAUGGUGGACCUCUUAAUGUCAUCGAACUACAAACCUAGCGAAGAAGUCAUUAAGGAGGGAUCGGAGGGAGACAGCAUGUACAUAGUGGCAGCUGGUGAACUCAUCGUGACUCAGUCGGGUCGCGACCUGAGGACUCUGACGAAAGGAGACGUUUUCGGAGAGUUGGCCAUCCUCUACAACUGCAAAAGGACAGCGACAGUCAAAGCUAAGACACAUGUGCAUCUGUGGCGUAUGGAGCGACAGACGUACAGGACGAUUAUAACUAACAAGUCCAAGAAGAAACGAGAGCAGCUCAUGGGUUUCCUCAAGACGUCUCGUACUCUCAAGGAUCUGAAUGAUGCGCAGUUGUCCAAAAUUAUUGACUCCAUGGAGGAGGUUAAGUUUCAGGAUAAAGAGGUUAUAGUUCAAGAAGGAACAGAAGGAAACACUUUCUACAUCAUCCUCAAAGGAGAGGUUCUGGUGAGCAAGAACGUGAACGGACAACAGAAACAGAUUCGAAGGAUGGGAAAAGGGGAGCACUUCGGAGAGCAGGCCCUCAUACGAGAGAUCUUGAGAACUGCCACCUGCACGGCCGAUGGCCCUGUUACAUGCUUCUCUAUUGACAAGGAGGUUUUUGAAGAGACAAUCCCAGUAGAGCACCUCGAGCUGUUUGACGACUCCAAAGUGAUGAAAGAGGCGCAAGGUCCAGAAAAGCCAGGUCCGAGCUCCAGCCUGAAGUUUAAGGAUCUGGUUCCUGUUUUAUACCAGGAGGGACGCUAUCAAGGAGAUCCUGUCACACUUGGAGUUGGAGGAUUUGGUCGUGUGCAGCUGAUGGCCACAGUGAAUAAUGGGAAAUACUACGCCAUGAAGCGAGUCAGCAAGAAGCAAAUUGUUUCCAAGAGACAGGAGGAGCACAUGUUGUUUGAGAAGAAGAUCCUGAAAGCGAUCCAGUGUGACUUCAUUGUGAAACUUCAUGCAGCAUUUAAAGAUACAAGGUACAUCUACAUGGUGAUGGAGUUCUGUGGUGGUGGCGAGAUCUGGACCAAGCUCAAAGAAGUAGGGCGAUUUGAUGAACACAUUGCUGUGUUUUGCACUGCCUGCGUGGUGGAGGCCUACUCUUACCUUCACAAGAAGAGCAUCAUGUACAGAGACCUUAAGCCUGAGAACCUGAUGCUGGACAUGAAAGGCUACAUCAAACUGGUUGACUUUGGCUUUGCGAAGGAACUGGUGCGUGGCGAGAAAACCUACUCCUUUGUGGGCACGCCUGAGUACAUGGCUCCAGAGAUUAUCAAGAACCAGGGUCACGACUUCGCAGUUGACUUUUGGUCACUUGGCAUCCUGAUCUUUGAACUUUUGGUGGGAAGUCCUCCAUUUUCAAGCUCGGAGCCUCAGAAGAUUUAUUCCAAAAUUUUGGAUGGAGAACUCAAGUUUCCACCUUACCUGAGCGAGGCAGCAAAGUCAAUCAUCAGCAAACUGUGCAGACCUCGGCCGGGUCAGAGGUUAGGAAACACCAAGAAUGGAAUCAAAGAUGUCCGGCAUCACAGGUGGUACAGCAGCAUGAACUGGCACAAGCUGCGUAUGGGUCAGCUCGACGCUCCAACCAUACGACUCGUCCGCAAGGGUCCCUGCUACAUCAACUUUGAUAAAUUUCCUCUGGACCACUCAGUGGCAGAAGAGGAGUUUUCUGGAUGGGACCGUGAUUUCUAAUUCUCACGUUUAGGUUGAAGAAUCGAAUGGUGGGUGGUUUGUCCAUGCCAUCCCAACAAGGACCCUAAUUAAAGACACUAACCUUAGUUUAUUCAGCCUCUAAAGGGGCCAAAGGAAGAUUAAUGCUACUGGGUAUUGACAUAUCACACAACACAUUUCUUACCAAAUUUUCACACCAAUUACACUGAAGCUCCAGGGAGUCACUGUGACAAUAUGUGCGGAAGCUCCUCUGUUGCAGCGAGCGUCGGCUCACACACAAAUGUACCUCCGCAGACGAGGAGGAGGUGUAGAGGCAAAAUGGUAGGACUCUGUGUUUUCAUAUUCAGCGCAAAUGCACUUGGUAGCUGAUGAGUAAGUGUUAAAUUCAUGAGGCACCUUGCAGCGAUUAAGAAUACUCACCAGGUGAUCAAAUGCUUCCGACGUAAGGAAGAAUUACAGUGAAAAGUCUUUUCUUACUUUUUAAUUGUGCAGGAAAAUAAAAUGAAUAUACAUGUCA